AUGAAGCUCCUUGAGUUAUUUGCAAUCGCUAUUUUACCGGCUCUAGUAGCCUGCCAUGUCGAGAAGGUCACAUCCUUGGAUUUUUUUUACGAUACUGUGAAUACGGAAGCUUAUACUGUUGUAAAAUAUUACACGAAUUGGUGCUCUCACUGUAAGCAUUUAAAGCCUGUGUUUGAACAAUUGAGUGAAAGUUUUCAGGAUACCACAGUCAAUGUUACUUUUUUAGAAGUGGAUUGUGAAGCAUUUGCAUCUACGUUGUGUGACCGUUUGCCGGGGUACCCUAUGGUGGAGGUGAUCAAGCCACUUGCGGAACCAACGGUAAGUAGUCUCGAGGCGCCCCAAGAGCCUGUGGAAACUAAGUCAUGGUGGAGCAAGCUUGUUGCAAAGCUCAACUUUAGCAGGUUCAACUCCGCAUGGUAUAUGGACUUGGAUAGGGUUGUUGAAUUUAAAGGUAGCCGUGAUUUCCCCAUUCUGAAGAAUUUCAUUGAUAAAAUUAUAGAGCGUACGGAACAAGAGGCUGAAGUAGCAUACAUCCUGAGCGACCGUGAGUGCACUAAUGAAUUGUGCAAGUCUAUGAGGGCGUAUUUGUCACAGAUCAAAGAUACUGACAAAGAAAUACGAAAGCUGGAGAAUAUUCUAAAGUACAACCCGGACGAAGAGCUCGAUGUCAUCAAACGAAAACUGGAUGUUUUACGAAUGGUAAAUGAGUCCCAAGGGAGGGAUAAUGAGAAUAAGGGGACCCACGACGAGUUGUAA
Lachancea nothofagi CBS 11611 is the source of this 756-nucleotide messenger RNA. The record is from the annotation of a GenBank genome assembly. Lineage: Eukaryota; Fungi; Ascomycota; Saccharomycetes; Saccharomycetales; Saccharomycetaceae.